Molecule: messenger RNA, 794 nt
Organism: Cryptococcus deneoformans JEC21
Lineage: Eukaryota; Fungi; Basidiomycota; Tremellomycetes; Tremellales; Cryptococcaceae
Exons: 3
Coding region: 48-683 (211 amino acids)
Source: RefSeq, a predicted model, not a curated record
GUCGAUCGAAUACUUGCAACUUGAACGUCAAGGAAUAGCCAUUACCAAUGAUAUUAGACAUAUCAACACCAUUCCCGUCUCUCGAACCAAACACCCUGUACUCCUUCUCCCCGUACCCGCUUUUGCCGCGCAGACACCUCAAUCACGUUCUCUUGCACCCUCCUAACGAUCAACCUCAACCGCAACCCCAAGCUGGACCCAGCACAUCUUCCCUUCGUGGUGUGAAUUAUUGCAAAGAGAGAGAUGAGAUCAACAAAUUGAUGAGACGAGCUGAAAGACGAGCUUUGAUGGGUAAGAAUCCUGCAGGAAUGAUGCUGGGAAGAGAAGAUGAGGAAGUUGCAAUAGAAGAGGACGUAUUGGAGCACGAGCAGAUGAACGUAAACAUGUUUGGCCAUCGGUUCCUAUUACCCUUCGGGAGACGGCAGACACAGAUGGAAAUGGACUCUGCUCCCUCACCAUCUCCUUCAGAACCAGAUAAUGAGCAUCGCCAAGAAGACAACUCCAUGGCUAUUCCAGUGAACACUUUACCAGAUGAAGACGACGAUGAGGCGCGAGGUCAAGAUCUCGAUGCCAGUAUAGAGGAUAUGGAUGACACCGACGAAUAUGAUGAUUUCGGGGACGGUGCAGAGGGUGUGGAAGCCAGAGAUCUGGAUGGUGACAUGGAAGAUAUGGAUGAGGAAUAGUACUGUAUCAUCAACCAUUGUAUCUGCUACUGCCUCUACGUCUGCUUCACCUCAUAAACAAUCAUCGGCUGCGCCGUCAUCUAACGAUCCAUCUGCGUCUUCUGCGACCGC